AUGAAGAAAUUCUCAGAUGGAAAGUACAAAUGUGGCUUCACUAUCCUGGCGUUUCCUUGCAAUCAAUUCCAUUACCAAGAACCGGGGGCCAAUGCUCGAGAAAUUAUGAAUGGUCUGAAGUACGUAAGACCUGGUGGUGGAUUUGAGCCGAAUUUUCCACUCUUCCAGAAAAUACAAGUCAACGGUGCUCAGGAAGAUCCCAUUUACACGUUCGUAAAGGUAACUUUUAAAUAUAUGAACGCUAUUCGGCAGGAUGACUGAGAUUUUAUCGGGAGAGAAGUGAAUUGCGCGUAUGGUUUUACUUGUUGUUACGUAAUCAAAUGAAAAUCAUAUGAAAUCAUACGUUUCAUAUGAAAAUGAACGAAGCAACUGAAACGUCAGAAGGCAAACGAAGUGAAUAUGGGUAAUAUGAAAAGCUAAUAUUUUGGCCUCGCGAACAGAUUCAGACGCGCCUAAUGUCAUUUUCGUCGGUGCCCUCAAUACAUAUAUACAGAGCUAAAAGCUUCGGGAGUGUUCAGUCAGUCAUAAAGUACUAUAACAUCUGAAUGUUUCGUCACGGUAGUCGGUUUUCCUUCGAAGUAACUUGUUUCCACGUUCUUUGUAUUAAAGCUUAUUAAACGAUCGGGCAAGGCGCGAGACGAGAAAAAAAAAAAAAAGAAAAAAGCAACAAAAAGAAAUUGUUCCGUCCUUCGCGUCGGUCUUUAAAAGGUCAAAAAGCGUACGCUUGUCUUUUAUACCGUAAAUUCGCCAUUAAGCCGCCCCUCUCAAAUGACCCCACUCCCUCUAAUAAGUCACUAAUAAGCCCCCCCCCUCUCUCCUCCCCUAAUUAUUCUUCACUAAUAAAUAUAGACUGUAUAAAUCAGUCACGACUGUAAAAAUUCGUGUGGACUGAUCCGGGAUGGUUUAUUUACCAAGUGAAGUUCGGAUUUGACUCUCAUCCUUGGCUGCAUGACCUAAAACGUCUUGUUCUUAAGCGCAUUUACUUUGUAUUCUAGUUCUUUGUGGAAAACUGAUACCACCAUCGUUUCUAAAUUAAAUAAGCCCCCCGUCUCUAUUAAGCCCCCGUCUCAAAUGGGCUUGAAAUAAAUAAGCCCCCCAGAGGCCUAAUAGAGGAUUUACGGUAUUGACCGUUCUUUGGACAAAACAGAUCCGCCCUCAUGCAUGACAAACCUUAUCAUAUUUCAGUGAAACCUCUAUAUAACGCCCAGGUAUAACCAGUGACCUUUGCGCCCGUAAGAGUAAAAUGAAGUCAAGAGCAGGAGCCGAUUACCUCCUGUGAAGGUCGAUGAAGUUGUUCAACCUCUUCGUCCCUAUCAAAGCUCUAUAUGUCGGCGCCCUUAGGCUUUUCCUUUUCGCGAAAGCCUAGGACUGAGACCCUUCCACCACAUUCUUGUCCCCAGCCAGAGCUGCGGUUCGUUUGGCCAGCAACAAGGGUUUAGAGCUCAGGCAAGUUCCAGGAUCACGCGCAAGCGCAAUAGCUUCAAUCUUGUAAUCGUUGGUAAGGUUAUUGUUUGAGAUUUCUGAGGCUCCGCUGCAAGACGGAAGUCCAAAUCCAUAUUCACAAAGCUCUCAAUCCGUGGCGCUGGCUAAAACGAUCGCAGCUCUGGGGACGAGGAUGCUUACACUUGCGUUCCAUUUACUUUCAGUCUCGCUGUCCCCUCCCUGGUGGAAUUGUUAGUCAAGCUGCUACCCAGAUCCUUUGGGCACCAAUCAAGAGUAAUGACAUCUCGUGGAACUUUGAGAAGAUCCUGGUGAAUCACAAGGGAAAUCCUGUAAAGCGAUAUUUACCCAAUACUGAACCGUUUGAUCUGAUCGACGACAUUAUCAGCCUCCUCCAGCAGUGUUAGAGAGUUCCGUUGCAAGAGUGGAAAGUCCAUUAGCAACUUUUUAUUCUACCUGUGCUAGGCUUGCUGUAUCCGUUUUCGUUCGUGUUUGUAAAGUAAGACGUCAAACGUGAAAACGUUGGAGGAUUGGGCUAGAAAUAGGCUCGAUUUCCGCCUUUCUCUCGGUCCUCCUCGCUAAGUCUGUUCGGGAGAGGAGCACGGGCUCAUUUCCCGAACAGCGGCUGGUAAUCAAGCUUAGGUGACAAACAGUUUGUCUUUGUCUUCCUUCUUUUUUGUCCCUCCGUCCAUCGUUUUCCUGUUUGACCCCUGUUCAGCUUUUGCUCGGCUGUAUCCCUUGCUUUUCGAAAUUCAUAAUACAUAAAAUUGCAUUGAGUCAGAGUGUAAGAUAUAUAAUUAUUUGCUUUAUUUUAAUUUGUUCAGGCUAUCCAAUUUUAUAUUUCCAGAAUAUUAACUGGACUUUCUAACGUCCUUUGUUUGGCCAAAUCCGAAUAUAAAUGUUUUAUAAUUAUUUCUAAUUUUGUUAAGUUGGGUAGGAAGCACUGCAUUUUUUCACUUCAAGGUUUCAACGACUCAAAAGCAUGACAGACUGUUUGCAAACUGUUCAUAACAGUGAAACGGUCUCGAAGAAUGUUUCUCUCUGCUCAGCUUUCGUGCAUUCAGCUGUAACGAGUAAAGAAGCCUUCAUUGAGUUUGUACCUCGAAAACAAUGCUACAAUAAAGUGUUACGUACCACAUAUUUCUUUGUCG
Porites lobata is the source of this 2591-nucleotide messenger RNA. The record is from the annotation of a GenBank genome assembly. Lineage: Eukaryota; Metazoa; Cnidaria; Anthozoa; Scleractinia; Poritidae.